Messenger RNA from Nymphaea colorata (pocket water lily), 4036 nucleotides. RefSeq names its product boron transporter 1-like. Gene Ontology annotation, cellular component: plasma membrane. Bases 1566 to 3734 code for a protein of 722 amino acids. NCBI's taxonomy places the organism in Eukaryota, Viridiplantae, Streptophyta, Magnoliopsida, Nymphaeales, Nymphaeaceae. Gene Ontology annotation, molecular function: solute:inorganic anion antiporter activity. The record is from RefSeq and is a predicted model, not a curated record. The transcript is spliced from 12 exons. Gene Ontology annotation, biological process: monoatomic anion transport; transmembrane transport; monoatomic ion homeostasis.
AGGUGCAUCUAGCUGUUGCAUCACCGUAUUUGUCCUCCUCUGCAACUUUCCCCGGCAAAAUUGUCUUACCAUUAUGAAAUUAUCAUUUAUCAAAUCUUUCCCGACCCUUUUCCUGACUUCACAGAAACCCACUUUUUUCUUGAGGCGAAAACGGUCCAUCCAAUGUAGAGCUUUUUGUUGUAUCUGAGCAAAUUUCCGCUACUUAUUCAUGGAUCCUAUCAUCGCUCCCUUUCAUUGGCGACCAACGUAAACUCCAAGAGCUCUUGAUGUGUUCGUGCUCUCAGCUCUUCGUUCUGUCUUGCCGUCAUUGUUCAUCUUCCUGCUGAAAUCUCACUUGGGUACAUCCACUCGUUUCGUAGGAAGUUAGGGAAGCGCCUUUCUCCUCCUCCGUGUCCUUCGUUAUGUAAUGUAGUCGGUGUUUAUCGAGAUCAGGUCCUUGCUUAGUUUCAAAGGCUUGUGGGUAGAAAGUUUCUGUUUUUUGUGCUAAAAAUCAUGUAGCUUGGAUUACAGGGCUUCAUAUGUUUAUGUUAUUUCUAGCAUUUGAUCCUCUUGUCCUAUUGUUUAUCUAGAUUGGCAUGGCCAGUUGGUUUGCUACUGGGAUUUAGAAAACUAGAUUUCAAAUUCCAGAUGCCCAUUAUCCUUGAAUCGAAUUGCUAAUCUUUUGUGGUCAUUUGGUGAUGAUGGGUGCGCGUUAAUUGUUCUCUUGACAACUGCUCUUCCAGUUUCAGAGUGUAACCCGUUUUACCGAUUAGGUAGUUAUGGGUGGUCGCUAACUUCCUCCAGCUAUCCCACUCUCAUUCUGGUCCAAAUUGCAUCUUCGUGGAUUGUCGUGGGUAUAAAACAUGCAACUUUCUCAUCCUCAGUUUACAGAGUUUGAUUGCUUUGGUGCCUGAGAGGAACUUAGAGCUUUACAUUUUUAUGUUUGAGUUCGAGAGCAAGCUGACAACUGCUAGGAGGUAGGGAAAUGGAGGUGUGUUUUAUGGAGCUUGUUCGUUAAGCUGUUUGUCUGCUGCUAAUGGCGGUUCUGCGCUAAUUCUCCUGUAGUUUCCUAAUGAAACUUUCUCCUUAGGAAUAGUUUUCUCUGCCCAGACAUGGAGUCCAAGUAAUCAGCAGUCAUCACUAUAUAACCUGAUAACAAUUCCAUUUAUUCUUUCGUUAUUUAGGAUUUAGGUACUGACAGAUUAUUCCGUAUCUUUCAGAUCAUAGUUCCUAUUCUUUAUGUAGUCUCACAUGAAUGCAAUAUUCAGGCGAGGCCAUAACUGUAAAUACUGUCAUGGGCCGAGUCAAGGAUCACUUGUCAGAGAUAUACCUCGGUUUCUUUUUCUCUUUUGCUUCCCAAUUCUCUUGAUGUGCAAAGCUUCAUUUAUCUGCCCGUAGCUUGAAUAUCAGGAUGCAAGCGUAGUGGUUAUCGUCAUCAUGCAACUUCCAUGUCUCACUUCUUUUCCUAACUUGAAUUUUGCAUCUCUAGUUGUCUACUUGUUCUGAUCCAAACACUACAGUGCAUAAGUCCAUCUCCAAAUUUCUUUCUGUCAUCGCUCCUUGCGUUAACCUACUGCAAACUCACCAUGGAGGAAACCUUUGUUCCCCUCCGUGGAAUAAAAAAUGAUUUAGCAGGAAGGCUACAGUGCUACAGGCAAGACUGGUCUGGAGGCCUCAAUGCUGGGUUCAGAAUCCUUGCACCUACUACAUAUAUCUUUUUUGCAUCAGCAAUCCCAGUCAUAUCAUUUGGGGAGCAAUUGGAGCGAAAUACAAAUGGUAUCUUGACUGCAGUUCAGACCCUGGCUUCGACAGCAAUAUGUGGUUUCAUCCAUUCUAUUUUUGGAGGGCAGCCACUAUUGAUACUCGGGGUUGCCGAACCCACAGUUCUCAUGUACACAUUCAUGUUCAACUUUGCAAAAGACAGACCUGAUUUGGGUCCAAAAUUGUUCCUGGCUUGGACAGGAUGGGUUUGUGUCUGGACAGCCUUACUGCUCAUCCUGUUAGCUGUUCUAGGUGCUUGUUCAAUCAUCAAUAGAUUUACUCGUCUUGCUGGGGAGCUGUUUGGUUUGCUUAUAGCAAUGCUCUUCAUGCAGCAGGCUAUUCGGGGGGUUGUAGAGGAGUUUCGUAUACCAAAAAGAGAGAAUUCCAAAUUGAUAGAGUUUGAACCUUCUUGGCGAUUUGGGAAUGGGAUGUUUGCACUUGUUCUUUCAUUUGGUCUACUUUUUACAGCACUAAGAAGCCGUAAAGCACGAUCAUGGCGCUAUGGAACAGGUUGGUUGCGAGGACUCAUUGCAGACUAUGGAGUGCCGCUGAUGGUACUUGUAUGGACUGCCAUUUCAUACAUGCCAUCUCAAAGCAUCCCAACUGGGAUUCCUAGGCGCCUUUUCAGUCCAAAUCCAUGGUCUCCUGGUGCCUAUUCCAACUGGACUGUUGUCAAUGAAAUGUUGAAUGUCCCCAUCAUGUACAUUUUCGGAGCAUUUAUUCCUGCAACUAUGAUUGCUGUGCUCUAUUACUUUGAUCACAGUGUUGCAUCUCAACUUGCCCAACAGAAGGAAUUCAAUUUGAGAAAACCACCUUCUUUUCACUAUGACCUUCUUCUUCUAGGUUUCCUGGUCAUACUUUGUGGGCUUAUUGGCAUUCCUCCUGCCAAUGGUGUUAUCCCACAGUCUCCAAUGCACACAAAAAGCUUAGCAACUCUAAAGCAUCAAUUACUGCGUAACAAGCUUGUCUCAACAGCUCGCAAAAGUAUUAGUAAGAAUGCAAGCUUAAGCCAGUUAUAUGGAAACAUGCAAGAAGCUUAUAACCAAAUGCAGACUCCAUUGGUUUAUCAGCCUCCACCUGGAGUGGGACUAAGAGAACUCAAAGAGUCAACAAUCCAAUUAGCUUCCAGCAUAGGAGCCAUGGACGCCCCAGUUGAUGAGUCCAUAUUUGACGUGAACAAGGAAAUAGAUGACCUUCUUCCUGUUGAUGUCAAAGAACAACGUCUCAGCAACCUGCUACAAUCAAUUAUGGUGGGUGGUUGUCUUGCUGCUAUGCCUUUCCUGAAGAAGAUCCCCACAUCAGUUUUAUGGGGUUAUUUUGCCUUCAUGGCCAUCGAAAGUUUGCCGGGAAACCAGUUUUGGGAACGCAUACUGCUUCUUUUUACAGCUCCAAGCAGACGAUACAAAGUCCUUGAGAAGUAUCAUGCAUCAUUUGUCGAAACAGUUCCUUUCAAGACAAUUGCCAUCUUUACCUUAUUCCAGACAGUGUAUUUGCUGGUAUGUUUUGGCAUCACAUGGAUUCCUAUUGCUGGGGUGCUCUUCCCAAUGAUGAUCAUGCUCCUGGUGCCAGUGCGGCAAUAUAUACUUCCCAAAUUUUUCAAGGGUGCUCAUCUACAAGAUUUGGAUGCAGCUGAGUAUGAAGAAUCACCGGCAUUGCCAUUUGGCAUGACAAUAAAUGAUGACGAUACUCAUAGCUUUGGAAUCGGUGCACGAGUUGGACACCAGGAUGAUGCUGAAAUUCUUGAUGGCGUCAUUACUCGUGGCCGUGGUGAGAUCAGACACAUUCACAGCCCCAAAGUAACAAGUACAGCUCCACAUGAUGAGCCUAAACUAGCAUACAGUCCAAGGUCUGCUGACAGGGCAUACAGCCCUCAUACAAAUGAGCUUAGGCUGGAGCAUAGUCCACGAUAUGGUGGGAUAACAACUGAAUCAAGUGAGACACCAAGGGCUGCUCGUAUAUCGACCCUAGGGCAGAGCUCUCAUUGUAAGCUCUAGUUUUAUUGUUGGUGUAGAGACUGGAAGUUGCAUGCUGAAGGUUAUUCUAUUUGGUGGUUUAUCUCCUUAAUUUUGCACAAGACAGUAUUUCUUUUCUUAUUUCUCAGCUAAUAUCCGAAUGUAGUAGGCCGUGUUGUAACCCUUUCAUUUCUAGGCAGUCUGGGCAGAUAACUGUGGCUUUAGUAUCAUAAAUGACUUGUCAGCUUUUGUUCAAGUGUAUUAUGCUGUAUUGUAACCCUUGCAUCUCUACGCAGAUAAGUGUGGCUUUCGUUCCAUAAAUGAAAUCAAGCUUUCAGAUACAA